Myripristis murdjan (pinecone soldierfish) is the source of this 1314-nucleotide messenger RNA. RefSeq names its product TATA box binding protein like 2 (gene tbpl2). The coding region runs from base 145 to 1083 and encodes 312 amino acids. Lineage: Eukaryota; Metazoa; Chordata; Actinopteri; Holocentriformes; Holocentridae. Gene Ontology annotation, biological process: DNA-templated transcription initiation. Gene Ontology annotation, molecular function: DNA binding. The transcript has 8 exons. The record is from RefSeq and is a predicted model, not a curated record.
GCUCCUGAGGAAAAGGUUUGGUGUGACACUGAGCAGCUCAGCUCUGCAGUCACAGCUGAAUCCAAUCCAGGCUGAUCCAGGACAGCAGACCUGCAGACCUGGAAGCCCCUGGAAAGUCCUGGAUCGGAAAAUGCUUCAGCAGUCAUGGACGAGUCUGCACUGGAGCGCUACUUUGAUAAUUCCAUUGCAAAUGACUCCAACUUCCUGUUGGAGGAGAAGCGGGAACCUCACUUCCUGUCUUCCACACCAGGGGAGGAGCCUAACGACGAGCUGGACCUCAGCUUCCUGCCUGACGAGCUCAGCACGCAGGAGGAGGAGCCAAGCCGGGACGGUCCUGGCAGUCAGUCUGUGCAGAGCGACACCAUGGCUCCCAACUUGACUCAGGACAGCGGCAUCUGUCUGGACUACAGCUCCCAUGAUUCCACAGUGGCUGAGAUGCCGGGAGGAUCGCUGCUGCCAGCGCCGGGGACAAGCGCCUCGCCCUUCUACCCCAUGACUCCCAUGACCCCCAUGACUCCCAUGACCCCUGUGACAGAGCGAUCAGGCAUCAUCCCACAGCUACAGAAUAUUGUGUCCACGGUGAACCUCGGCUGUCCUCUGGACCUCAAGUUCAUCGCUCUGCAGGCCAGGAAUGCAGAGUACAACCCCAAGCGUUUUGCAGCCGUCAUAAUGAGGAUCAGAGAGCCGAGAACCACAGCGCUGAUCUUCAGCUCUGGGAAGAUGGUCUGUACUGGAGCCAAGAGUGAGGAGCAGUCACGGCUGGCAGCCAGGAAGUACGCCCGUGUGGUGCAGAAGCUCGGCUUCCCUGCUCGCUUCCUUGAGUUCAAGAUCCAGAACAUGGUGGCGAGCUGUGACGUCUUUUUCCCCAUCAGACUGGAGGGACUGGUGCUCACCCACCAGCAGUUCAGCAGUUAUGAACCUGAGUUGUUCCCUGGCCUGAUCUACCGCAUGGUGAAGCCUCGCAUCGUCCUGCUCAUCUUUGUGUCUGGGAAGGUCGUUCUCACUGGCGCUAAAGAGCGAGAGGAGAUCUACGAGGCGUUUGAGAACAUCUACCCCAUCCUGAAGGGCUUCAGGAAGCAGUGACCACCGCCGCUCACUGACUUGUCAAAGCACUUUCUGUUCAUUUUAUAUUGAAGAAGUAUAUAGACAGAUAUACAACACUAUAUUGUAAUAUUGAAGAAUUGUAAAACAUCUUUGUGUGUUUUAUUUUGUGUUACAAAGUAAAGCUGUGGCUGUUGAGUCAGCAUACUGUUUGUUUUGCUAUCAGUGAUGAGUAAGGCAUUGUCCUUCCAGGCAAUAAAUACAUUUUCCACA